CAUUGUCAGUUGAAUCGUGGUGGAGAGUAGACGUGUUCGUCCCGACAUUCAGGUAUGACACGUUGCAUAUUAGUGCAAAUAAGGUUUUAUUACCGUGCCGGGGUGCUGCUGUGCACCUAACAUUCACGCUGAGGAAGCCUCAAGCACGUCGAAAAGUGAUCCGUGGUAGUGCAACUUUGUGAAAGUCUGACAAUUAGCGUGAGGCGGCCAUCUUUUGUUUACCCGAAGCCAUGAUGGCGGCCCGCGUCUUCUCAGCUCCUGACGGCCAUUACCAGUAUGUUGGCGGGUGAUUUUCAGUGGCACGUGUGGCAGGCGAGGAUUUGAGGUCACCUGCUUCCGUAACGUAUUCCCGCGCCGUGUUGCGACAUCUUGGAUAGUCUCUAGAUUCUGUGACGUAUUAGUGUAGACAGCGCCAGGCUAACCGUUCUUGUAAAGUUGCACACUAGAGAGGCGAGCACCACUGAAAUAGGUAUUAUUUCGGUGCCCUGUGUUCCCCGCGUUUCAGGACGUCGUGCUGGCCAAGAAAGCUGAAGUGUGUGAACCAUGGCUCGUACGAAGCAGACUGCCCGUAAAUCUACUGGAGGUAAAGCUCCCAGGAAGCAGCUGGCCACCAAGGCUGCCCGUAAGAGUGCCCCAUCCACUGGUGGUGUGAAGAAGCCUCAUCGUUACCGUCCUGGUACUGUGGCUCUGCGAGAAAUUCGUCGUUACCAGAAGUCCACUGAGCUGCUGAUCCGCAAGUUGCCCUUCCAGCGUUUGGUGCGUGAGAUUGCGCAAGACUUCAAGACUGAUCUGCGUUUCCAGAGUGCCGCCAUUGGUGCCCUGCAGGAAGCGUCAGAAGCUUAUCUUGUGGGUCUGUUUGAAGAUACUAACCUGUGCGCUAUCCACGCAAAGCGCGUAACCAUCAUGCCCAAGGAUAUUCAGCUGGCACGACGAAUCCGUGGAGAGCGCGCUUAAGGUGUUCCCUCAUCCUGUUGUGCUCAUUCAAGACAUAACCUCCUAAGCUACAUACUGCCAUGGACAAAGUGAAUGUUUUUAAGUUUACGUUUAGGUACGCUGAUCCUCCUCCCUUUUGAAUUGACUUUUGAAGUGCUGGUGAGUGCAGUGAGUAACUGGCACUAGUUUUGUACUCUUUUUAAACUAGAGCAGCUUUUAAGGACUGCUCCGUAGUGGAAAAUUGUGAUGCAAGAGAAUCUAAUUUAUUUUGUGUGUACAGCAGUGUUUGGAGCUGUGUAUUCUGCCUCUGGUAUGUUUCUUUUACUUACAAUAGUCUGGCAGUGAUUUUGCUGAAAUAAAUUAAAAAGAUUUAGAAUACACAGUUCUUGUGUAGGUUAUGUGAUCACAAAUAAUAUUCCAAAGUACAAGAAAUCAUUAUUUUCCUCUCUUUCUCUGGUCUGGGAACAAUGUCGUGUAUUUGUAUUGUCAGUGUGGAGGUCAUUCGUGUUCAUGAUCUUAUUUAGUUGUAGUGGGAAAGUCGUUUUUAUUACAUUUAGUUAUAAGUCUUAAUGCCUGUCUCUUUACAUCAGGUGGCCUGGGUUUCUUAAAAUAAAAUUAUUACCUAUGCCACUCUUUUGGAUUUCUCUUGUUAUUGGUUCUGCACUGUAGAUUUACACCGAAAAUAAACUUCUGACAUGUAA
This is a messenger RNA of Scylla paramamosain (green mud crab), 1634 nucleotides long. Its product is annotated as histone H3.3A. The record is from RefSeq and is a predicted model, not a curated record. Gene Ontology annotation, molecular function: DNA binding; protein heterodimerization activity; structural constituent of chromatin. Gene Ontology annotation, cellular component: nucleus; nucleosome. The transcript has 4 exons. Lineage: Eukaryota; Metazoa; Arthropoda; Malacostraca; Decapoda; Portunidae. The coding region runs from base 544 to 954 and encodes 136 amino acids.